AUGAGUGUGGCCGGUGUGGCCGGUGGUGCACCGCUGGAAGUAGACGAGAGGUCCAAGGUCUCUACUUCCUCCAGGGCACAGGAUGCCUUUGGCGAUGAGGAACUCGCCGAGGUCAAGUACAAAGUCCUCAAAUGGUGGCAAUGCGGGGUUCUCAUGGUGGCUGAAACCGUCUCCCUGGGUGUCUUGUCUCUGCCUGCUGCUGUUGCUAGCUUGGGUCUAGCUCCUUCCAUCGUUGCGUUACUCCUCCUGGGAAUGCUGGCAACCUAUACUGGCUAUGUGAUCGGACAGUUCAAGUGGAGGUACCCCCAGGUCUGCAACAUGGCCGAUGCAGGGGAGGUGAUCGCCGGCAGGAUUGGCCGAGAGGUCCUUGGUAUUGGCCAGGUUCUGUUCCUGGUGUUCGUGAUGGCUAGCCAUCUACUUACCUUCAUCAUCGCUAUGAACACCAUCACUGGCCACGGGACAUGUUCGAUUGUCUUUGGCGUCGUCGGCUUGAUCCUCUCAUUCAUUUGCUCGUUGCCUCGCACGCUAGUAAAGAUGUCUUGGCUCUCGUUCGUUUCUUUCGCCAGCAUUCUGUCAGCGGUGGUUAUCACGAUGUUUGGCGUGGGCUUCCUGCAUCCCGGGAAAGGCGUGGAAGCCACUGUACCUACUGACCUCAAUCAUGGGUUCUGUGCCAUCACCAACAUUGUUUUUGCUUUCUCUGGACAUGCCGCCUACUUCGGGCUAGCAGCGGAGUUAAAGGAUACGCGGGACUUCCCCAAGGCGCUAUGUCUGCUGCAGACCUUCGACAUCUCGCUGUACAUCAUUGCAGCUGUCGUGAUCUAUCGGUACGGUGGUGCAGAGGUGGCCUCACCUGCUUUGAGCUCCGCUAGUCCCAUGGUGGCGAAAGUUGCAUACGGCAUUGCCCUGCCCACUAUCAUCAUCGCUGGCGUGAUCAACGGCCACAUCGCCUUCAAGUACAUCUACUUGCGCGCGUUCGCUGGCACUGAUCGGAUUCACAAGCGCGACUGGAUCGCCAUCGGCUCCUGGGUCGGUAUUGCUUUGGGUUUGUGGGUGGUUGCGUGGGUUAUCGCAGAAGCCAUCCCUGUGUUCAGCAACUUGCUCAGCCUGAUCACUGCCCUCUUCGCCAGUUGGUUCACUUUCGGCUGCAGUGGCGUCUUUUGGCUAUACAUGAACCGUGGCCAGUGGUUCUCAACGCCCCGCAAAAUCGCCCUGACUAUGCUCAACAUCCUUAACUUUAUUGUCGCUGCGUGCUUGUGCUUUCUGGGGUUGUAUGUCUCCGGCAAAGCGAUCCACGAUCAUCCUAGCAGUAUGAGCUUCUCGUGCGCGGAGAAUGCGACCUGAAAGGGCUGGUACUUCAAAAGGUACUACUAACCUUCCAAGUUUUUAUCCUACUACAGGAUUUAUAAGUGGUGAGGGGAACUUUCGACGAGUGGGAUGCCUCUUCUCCCCAUCCCAUAACCGGAGAUAUAAUUUCCUUGGUUGCGUGGGUUUCCUUUUUCUUUCCUAAACAUUGACUGCCAGUAUCUGGAGGAGGUGCCCUAUCAGGGAGGACGGUAAUGCGGAACCUGUACUGUAUAUAAGGGUUCAAGGCUCACAAGCGCUAUGAGAACUGGAAUC
Aspergillus uvarum CBS 121591 is the source of this 1617-nucleotide messenger RNA. Its product is annotated as neutral amino acid permease. The record is from RefSeq and is a predicted model, not a curated record. The transcript is spliced from 8 exons. NCBI's taxonomy places the organism in Eukaryota, Fungi, Ascomycota, Eurotiomycetes, Eurotiales, Aspergillaceae. Gene Ontology annotation, cellular component: vacuolar membrane. Gene Ontology annotation, biological process: amino acid transmembrane transport. Bases 1 to 1341 code for a protein of 446 amino acids. Gene Ontology annotation, molecular function: amino acid transmembrane transporter activity.